UUCAGAACCCUAAAAAAACCAAUUUUUACACUGCAAUUUGUAAAUUUUCAAAAAACGAGCUCCUAUUUGUAUGGUAACGGUCACCAGUUCUUCUUCUUCUUCUUCUUCUGCUCUUUUACAUCUUGGAUAGCACAUUCUUUACCAUGCUAAAGACUUUUCAUUUCAAAUCCCUAACCCUUGUCUCUAAACAAUCUCUUCUCUUAAACCCGAUUGGGGGAACUAUUAUCGCUUACACUCAAUGCACCGUUUUCUCAUCACAAUGUCCUUUUUUUCAAUUUUCACCCUUACUUUUGCAUCAAACCCAAAUCCGAAAACCAAUUGUUUGUGCAAGAAAGAAAAGAAGGAGAUCAGGGUCUCAAAAAUUAAUGAAAAUUGUGCCCAAAUUAGUGUCCUUUGUGGCAUCAAAUCCCAAGAUCUUACCAGGACCUUUAGAAUUGGUUGUUGCGGAACUUGGCGGUGGAGGUGGAGGAGGUUUAGGGUUUUGGAAGGUUUUCGGGGAUGGAAGUUCUGAUGGGUGGAGGAGAAAAGGGAAGACAAGUUUAGGACUUUUUGGAGUUUUGACAGUUUGUGGAUUGGGGUUAUUGUUUGGAAGAGAGCUAAAGAGUGAUUUAUUGUGUGGGGUUUUUGCAUUGGGUUUUCUUGUGACUCUUUUGAUUAGAGGAUACAGGAGACGAAUUAAAGAUUGGGUUUUGGGGCUCUGCUUUGUUGGCGUUUUGUUAGGUUUGAGGUUGAGGAGAGAGGAUACCCAACGCUGGGUUCAGAGGCUUAGGGUUUGCCCAACGGUCUCAGGAGGACUUCUGAAGGGAAAGAGAAGAAAUCGCGGACGAGUCAUGUAAGAAAAAGGUGAAAAGCAAAGAUUUUUUUUUACAGUUUUGUAUUCAUUAUUUAUUUUUAUCGGAGUAUUCAUUAUUUAUUA
Hevea brasiliensis (rubber tree) is the source of this 916-nucleotide messenger RNA. RefSeq lists its product as uncharacterized. The record is from RefSeq and is a predicted model, not a curated record. The transcript has a single exon. NCBI's taxonomy places the organism in Eukaryota, Viridiplantae, Streptophyta, Magnoliopsida, Malpighiales, Euphorbiaceae. Bases 144 to 836 code for a protein of 230 amino acids.